This is a messenger RNA of Arctia plantaginis, 2220 nucleotides long. Lineage: Eukaryota; Metazoa; Arthropoda; Insecta; Lepidoptera; Erebidae. The record is from the annotation of a GenBank genome assembly.
AUGGCGCAUUUAAUAUCAGCAGUCAGCUCAACAACUCUGGAAAUAAAUAAAGAUUUAAAAUUUAAUGUAAAAUUUGAUCCACCAAUACCUAAAAGACGUACGUCAAAUUCACAUAUCCAUGACUUUGUCAUCCAAAAAUAUGGACGUAGUUUUGACGUAAAAGAUCCCAGAGUUGCUAUUAGAAAAAAAAAGGAGGACUCCUCAGAGGAUCAGGAUUUUUCUAAAGAAGAAGUGACGCCUCUAUCGGGUAUAAGGGGUCGAUCCUUUUCGUAUCAAGAAUUAAGCGAAAGUAAUAGUGAUAGUGAUGACAGCACUGAAAAAACUACAACAACAACUGGAAGGUCUCCCAAAAAACAUAAGAGAAAACAUACAUCAAUAAAAUUGACUUCCACAAAGAAUAGUAAAUAUGAGAUACCUACAACAACGAGCAAGAAAAAAAAGCACAGAAGUAAUAACAGACAUCGCCAUAGACAGAAGAAUAAAGAUCACGAAGAAGAUGACAAAAGUUACGAAAGAGGUGCUACUGGUUUAUCCAAUAAUGAUUCUCAACAAAUACUUCAUGAUCAAACUCAGUAUUUAAUAAAACCCAAACCUCUUCUUAAACACGACAGCAAUUAUCAUGCGAGGUCAAGGCUGAAGCAUGUCAAAAGGUUCGAUGAGGUCGAUGACAGUUCCGAAUUGUCCUUGCCGUCUUCACCCAGGAAGAAACAUGGACUUCGACAGCGGAAGAACCACAAAAAAACUACUUACUAUAAUAAAAACAAAGUUCGGUCUCCAGUUAAACAUAAUACACCAAGCUCUGGUGGUAUCGGCACAUGGUUUAAUAAUCUCGUUAAACUUUUAAGCCCGAAGGAAACCCCAAUUAACACAGGUUACGGUAGAAUGCCCAAUAUAUCUGUGAUACCUUCAUCACAGUGGUUCGAUUAUUUAAAAAAUAAAUCUAAAACAGUUGUCGAAAGCGAUAAUCCUCAGAAAUGGGUCGAACAAGUGGAGGCAAUUAAAAAUAUAACUGAAACAGUAGUAGGUGAAUUAGAGAACGCAUCGAUGGCAAUACAGCAACAAGUUGGAGAAGUGUUACAACCACAAAUGCAAGAGCAGUUACAGCAACAAUUACUAAAUAAAACUAAAGAGAAAAUCGAUAAAUAUAUCAAUAAAACUCAAGAGGAGAUUGAUAAACACAUCAAUACCAGUCUGGUGAUCGAGGCGCAGAUAAAUAAUUUGGCGAAUCAAACUGGGAAUUUAACUAAACUUAUUAAUGCAACCGCAAACUUAUGGCAGCCAUGGAUACACAAUGUUCAAGAUGACGCAAAAGUUAAUAGUUUUAUAAGACACAUACCCAAUCAUUAUUCAAAAUUAUUUCGCGCGCUCGAAAGAAAAAUUACAGAUGACAAAUGGAAGCAUGUGUUAAAAAAAAUAGAACGGGCCUUUAGGACCAAAUUUAACGAAUAUAUCACGGAAACAACACAUAAUAAAAUUAAAAGUAGAACGGGAACAGAAAGAGUUGUGCUUAACUCGAUUGGAGUAUCUAAUCGAAUAAUUAGACGGUUAUUCAAUUACGUUUUAGGGAAUACGAAUAAUAAAGCUUUCUUGCGCAACAAUUACACAAUUGAUAUUAUAGAGAAGGAAAUAAAAAAACACACACAUAACGAACGCCAUCGCGCUUGUCUAAAAUUAGAGAUUUGUAGAAGCAGCAAAGGUUUCGUAACAUAUAUUAUCGAUAUUUUAACUAUAUUAUGCAGCAGUAAUAAUGAAAAAUUUGAAGGUGCAUUUACCUCGUUGUCAAAAGUCGUACAAAAAACUCGAUUUGCUGAUAUUCUCGGUGAAGACGUAGAGAAAGGGAUACAACAAAAAGUCGCGCAAUAUGACCACGUAAACUUGGUUUAUAAAAGAUCUAUGGUGGCCAUUAUGAAAAAUAUUAUUGCGAAUAGAAAUUCACCGCUUAUCGUCUAUGGUGACAGUCAAGUUGAUCAAAUAAAUAAAACUAUGGCUCUCCUUGAAAUCAUAAACACUUUAGACGAAAAUGUAGCGGGUAAUUUGGUAAAUCUCCAAGAAUGGAAUGAAAUCAAAAAUAAUCUUCUCAACUAUUCCACAAAUGAAGAGGCGGACAACAUUGAUACUACAAUGACUGCAUUAAUAACUAACAUCGUAAAAGUGAUCAGUGAAUUAGAUGAACAGUCACGGGCUCACGUUGUGCAGAACGCCAAAAUUCUAUUAACUUAA